GCGAGAUCCCUUUUCCAGCCAGCCCCGGCCGGGCUCCGAAGGGGCUCACACCAUGGACGGGCUCCGGGCUAGCGCCGGGCUGUUGAGGCGCGGGCGGUUGAGACGCCGGCGCCAGCCGCAGCCACAUAGCGGGUCGGUCCUGGCCCUGCCCUUGAGGCCCAGGAAGAUCCGAAGGCAGCUGAGGAGAAGCGUAGCGUCCCGCAUGGCCGCACUGAGGGCCCAGACACUGCCAAGCGAGGACUCGGAGGACUCGAGGGUGGAGUCGACAGUCGACGAUCCUGGAGACCCGCUGGCUGGUGGGGCAGCGACCAUCUCGGAUGCGGCCCGGCGAGAGCCGUACGGCCACCUGGGGCCUGCAGAGCUGCUGGAGGCCUCGCCCGCGGCCCGCUCCAUGCAGACCCCCCGCGCGCUAGUGGAGACGCAGACCCCGCCGGGGCGCCUGGUGGAAGCGCAGACCCCGCCGGCCCGCCUGGUGGAGGCCCCGGCCCUGCCCGCGCGCCUAGUGCCGGCUUCCGCGCCGCCCGCGCGCCUGGUGGAGGUGCCUGCCGCGCCGGCCCGCGUGGUGGAAACCUCGGCCCUGCUGUGCCCUGCCCAGCACUUGGCCGCACCGCCGUCUGUGACCCCCGCGACGCUGUCGGGGCCGCAGGUGGAUAGCGCGGGCGGGGAGUUGGCCUGGGACUCGCCGCUGCAGCGCGUCCUAGCUGAGCUGAACCGCAUCCCCAGCAGCCGGCGGCGGGCGGCGCGCCUGUUCGAGUGGCUCAUCUCGCCCAUGCCGCCGGACCAUUUCUACCGGCGCCUGUGGGAGCGGGAGGCGGUGCUGGUGCGGCGGCAGGACCACGCCUACUAUCAGGGGCUCUUCUCCACCGCAGACCUGGACUCCAUGCUGCACCACGAGGAGGUGCAGUUCGGGCAGCAUCUGGACGCUGCUCGCUACGUCAACGGGCGGCGCGAGACCCUGAACCCCCCCGGCCGCGCGCUGCCUGCCGCCGCCUGGGCCCUGUACCAGGCCGGCUGCUCCCUGCGCCUCCUCUGCCCGCAGGCUUUCUCGACCACGGUGUGGCAGUUUCUGGCUGUGCUCCAGGAGCAGUUUGGAAGCAUGGCAGGCUCCAACGUUUACCUCACGCCCCCCAACUCGCAGGGCUUUGCCCCCCACUACGACGACAUCGAGGCUUUUGUGCUGCAGCUGGAAGGUAGGAAACUUUGGCGUGUGUACCGGCCCCGGGUCCCGACCGAGGAGCUAGCCCUGACGUCCAGUCCCAACUUCAGCCAGGACGACCUCGGUGAGCCAGUGCUGCAGACUGUGUUGGAACCUGGAGAUUUGCUCUACUUUCCUCGGGGCUUCAUUCACCAAGCCGAAUGCCAGGAUGGAGUGCACUCUCUGCACCUCACCUUGUCCACGUACCAGCGCAAUACCUGGGGCGACUUCCUAGAGGCCGUACUGCCCCUGGCAGUGCAGGCUGCGAUGGAAGAAAAUGUGGAGUUCCGAAGGGGUCUUCCCCGAGACUUCAUGGAUUACAUGGGGGCCCAGCACUCGGAUUCCAAGGAUCCACGAAGAACCGCUUUUAUGGAGAAGUUGGAAGAAUCUUCCCCAAACCUGACAAGUGAAUAUUUUCAUGGUUGGUGGAAAAGAGCCUGGUGUACAAGAGAGAGCACUGGACUUGGAACCAGAAGACCUGGGUUUGGGGUGGUGGCUGGUAGGCAGCUGGCUGAAUGAUCUGAGGCUGCCGCUACGCCUGGGCACACAGAUUUUGUAAGUAUAUUUUGGUACAGCUUGAUGUCUGUGCUUCAUUUAGGUUGUGUCUGGAACUUUUGGAGCCUAUCACCAUAACUGAUAGGUGCAGUUAGAUAAGGUUGAGAACUUUCUGAGGUCUUUUUUUUUUUUUUUAAGUUGGGAAAGCAUGGAUGUACAUAAAAUAAAAAUGAUAGCUCUCUCUCCAGUUCUACUCUCCAGAGGUAACUACUAUUAAAAUUUAAACUUACAAGACUUUAUUUGGCUGCUUAAUCAAACAUAUAGUAGGUUUUUUUGGUCGGUUUUAUACUCUUGUUUUUUUUAAUCUGUCAGUGUUGGACCUAACUUUCAAAUCAGUUCAGUUAGAACUACCUCUUUUUUUUUUUUUUUUUUAAGUGACAAAAUAGCAAAUAAAUAAAAGCCAGGAGACAGGCAGGAAAAAAGAAAAAAGGACUAAAAGGAUGGCAGCCAAGAAGGAAAGGUAGUAGCCUUAUCCUGACUCAUCCUACUGGCCUGAAACUAAACUCCCCAAACAUCCAGAUCCCAGAAAAGGCUUGCUAAAGGAGUCACGUGAUAGUACUCACCGCUAUGGAACCUACCCUGAAAAGUUUCUUGUAGAAAAGUAUGGAGUUUCAGUGGUUUUUGCCCCUCCUUGGGUUGCCAAUAAACACGUUUUGCUUCCUCCUUCAUUUUUCCUAUGACCCUCUCCAUCUUGAAUAUUUUCUGUAUCAGCAAGUCCUUUUGACUUAGUGUUUGAAUCUAGAUCAGAAGAAAUGAUGUUGGAAAAAAACAAUUGUAUUAGGCUGCAAAUCAUCAAAAAGCAUUAAUAAAGUAACUUCUUGUAUUGUGCCUAUUGGUGUUAGGUGGUACAGUGCCUCAGACAGCAUUCUCUUCUGAUGUUGGUUUUACACUUGUUAAUGAAAAAUUUACUUUAGCUUUUUGAGCAUGAUGAAAGGAACCUAAGAAAUGCUUGGUGUGAAGCUGGUUUUGUGAAUUAUAUGAAGAAAGAUGAUUACA
Hyaena hyaena (striped hyena) is the source of this 2746-nucleotide messenger RNA. RefSeq names its product ribosomal oxygenase 1 (gene RIOX1). Bases 53 to 1714 code for a protein of 553 amino acids. The transcript has 2 exons. NCBI's taxonomy places the organism in Eukaryota, Metazoa, Chordata, Mammalia, Carnivora, Hyaenidae. Gene Ontology annotation, molecular function: histone H3K36 demethylase activity; histone H3K4 demethylase activity. The record is from RefSeq and is a predicted model, not a curated record. Gene Ontology annotation, cellular component: nucleolus.